Naumovozyma dairenensis CBS 421 is the source of this 1605-nucleotide messenger RNA. RefSeq lists its product as uncharacterized. NCBI's taxonomy places the organism in Eukaryota, Fungi, Ascomycota, Saccharomycetes, Saccharomycetales, Saccharomycetaceae. The record is from RefSeq and is a predicted model, not a curated record. Gene Ontology annotation, cellular component: nucleus. Bases 1 to 1605 code for a protein of 534 amino acids. The transcript has a single exon.
AUGCUAAAAAUAGUGAAACCUACUACUCCUAUCGAUCAUGAAUGGUUAUGGCAAUAUGAUGAUGGAGAAAAAGACAUAAAUGUGUUUGAUGCCCCUACUAAAGUAUACCUGGUAUUUGGAAUCUUCUACUUAGAUCGAUUUGCCAAAGAAACUUUCGCGAAAGUUGAGGGCAUCUUACAACAAGUUCAAGCAAAUAUUCAAGAAUGGAACACCUUGUACCCCUGGUCAGAAUAUAAUGGCAUAUCCAUGGAACUAAAAUAUAUGAAUGAUGGAUUACCGUAUAUAUUUGGACAACUAUGUGAAGAAGAUAAUAUACAGAAUGAAGAAUCACUUGUGGUGGCAAUGUUGCAGGAGGUAUCUUUACAACUGGGAUCACAACUGUUCAUCAAAAUAUCUGCUACGGAUGGAGACAAUAUCUUGGCAGAAUUCAACGAAUGUAUACCCGAAGAAUAUGAAUACCCGGUAGCUAAUAAUCGAUUUUGGAUUUAUGAGGGGAAAUUUGUAAUGAUUCCUACCUACUUUUAUGAAGGUCGCGGUCUUAAACCAAAUGAAGCUUUGGAGUUUCUCACAAAAGCCCCUUUCAAAUGUAUCGAAAUUGACAAACUGAGCCAAUGCAUUAGGGACAAAAUAAUAAACCCUCAUCCAAACGCUACUUUUGCAGAACUAGGCAAACUUAUGCUUGUAAUUGAAGACCAAGACUUUUUGACUAUUUUAAAGGACAAUUCACAAAUUAUUAGUUAUUUAGUUAAAUCCUUGAUAAAGGAUGAAAUCACUAAUGUUCAAGAUAUAAUCAAAAAAGAAAAUGUUUCAGAUCAAGAUAAAAACCAACCUACUGAAUUUUUAAUACCGAAAAACCAUGCGAAUUUAUUAUCUUUAUACUUAGAUAUUCAUAAAUUAAAGGACGAUCCUCUGAAGAUACCGAUGUACUGCGGCAGAAUCCUUCACCAAGUGUUUAAAUCAUUAAUAGAUAAUUCCGAGUUAAAGAUCAAUGAAGUAUCAUCAGCAACCGUAAAGUGGAAAGAAAGUAAUCUGUUGAAAGACUAUAAAUUUGAGACUAUCGCUUUAGAGGAACCUUUCAAACCACAAAGCGACGUGGAACCAACUGAAGAAUUGAUGGAUAAGCUGGGAAAUUUCUUUAAAAGUGAUAUGGAUAAAGAAUUUAAUGAUUCAUCCUUGAAAGAGAACAAGCUAAGCAAUGUCGAUAGCGAAGAUGAAUUUAGCGAUGAAAGGGAGGGAAAUGAUCAGGCGAAGAAAUAUUUCGAAGAUGAAAAUAUAAGUAUAGAUGAAGAUGAUUUUUUCGAGUUUUUCUUGAAGGAAGCUCUAAAAUUGAAGGAAGAAGAAAUCGAAACCUUCCGUAAGCAAGAUAGCAAAAAGGAACAAACCGUUGGAGAUUUACAAAAGAAAACUAACUUAGAUGUUGAAGAUGAUGGAGAAAGUGAACUGCGAGAAUUGGUGGCCGAAUUAGAUACCGACUCGCAAGAAGGUGCCAUAGAUGCUUUCACUAAUUUAUUUGAUUCAUUAUCGGUAGAUGGUGCCCCAAGUGGGCCUUUCCAAACUAUGUUAAGAAACUUGAGUGAACAGAAUGGACAUAAAAAUGAGACGUAA